UUGAAGGUAAGAUGACGGAGAAAAACCCAGUUCCUACGAGGACAAUUCUUUUCUUAAAUCCCAAGAAGCCGAAAGGUAUAAAUUGAGAAUCAAUCAACUGAGAAGAAGGUUUUAGAAAUGUCUUGAAAAUGGCUGUCCUCCGACUCCUCCCAUCUUUUCAAUGCUUCCAUUGCAGGACUCCUCAAUUCCCAUCUUUUCAUUUAAAACUCUCAAUUCCCAACUCUUCUCCGAUUUUGACCCGAAACUGCAAACCAUUUCUGACCGAAAAUACAGGCAUGGCUGUUCCGGAAGUGGACAAGAAAUUGCUUGGAGAGCUUGAAGCAAUGGGAUUUCCGAGACCCCGAGCAACUCGAGCGCUUCAUUAUUCUGGUAAUGCCAGCUUAGAGGCUGCUAUAGAUUGGAUUAUUGAUCACAAUGAUGAUCCGGACAUUGAUGAGAUGCCCUUGGUAACUGUGGACAUUAACAUCGAAUCUCCAGAACCACUCUACAUCACGGAAGGGAUGAAAUUGAAAGCACAGGAAUUAAGGAAUAGAGCACGCAAGAAGAAGGGAGAAGAAGAAAAGAAAUUGGAACGAGAAAGGGAGAAGGAGAGGAUUCAAUCUGGCAAGCAACUCUUAGAAACAAAGCGAAUUUUAGAAGAAAAUGAAAGAAAACGCAAUAUAGAGUUCCGGCAAGCUGAGAAGGAGGAAGAGAAACGAGCAAGAGAGAGAAUUCGCAGGAAAUUAGAACAGGAUAAGUUAGAAAGAAGGGCCAAGCUUGGAUUGCCACUGGAACACCCUGCACCCGAGAAACUUUCAACACCUUUAGCAAGUGAACAACAGAUUCCAAUUCGUGUCAGUUCUGUUGCAAAAUCGGAACACAUGAGAGAGUGUUUAAGAUCCUUGAAGCGCAACCACCAGGAUGAUGAUUCUAAAGUGCGAAGGGCCUUCCAGACUCUGCUAAUUUAUGUGGGAAAUGUUGCAAAGAAUCCUGAUGAAGAAAAAUUCAGGAAGAUCAGACUCAGUAAUCCGUUGUUCUUGGAUAGAGUUGGCAGUUUGGUUGGAGGAAUCGAGUUUCUUGAGCUCUGUGGAUUUGAGAGAACCGAAGGGGAAGAGUUUUUGUAUCUUCCUCGGGACAAGGUUGACAUGGCCACAUUAUACUCAGCUGCUUCUCAUCUGAAGAAUGCAUUGACGAACCCCUUCUUCGGCCUUCUGCAGUAUUGAUGAAUUGUUUUCUCUAGGAAUAUCAUGUUAAAGUUCUUACAUUGAGCCUCUUGCCUUGGUCUAAGAAUUUUACCUUGGGGAAAAUCAAGAACUUGUAAAAAUGAAUGUAGUUUAGUUUGUUUGAUCUGGUAGCACAGUAAUUUAAUUUGUUUGAUCUUAUGGAACUGUAAUUUUACA
Molecule: messenger RNA, 1379 nt
Organism: Pyrus x bretschneideri (Chinese white pear)
Lineage: Eukaryota; Viridiplantae; Streptophyta; Magnoliopsida; Rosales; Rosaceae
Product: UBX domain-containing protein 1-B
Exons: 10
Coding region: 129-1202 (357 amino acids)
Molecular function (GO): protein binding
Source: RefSeq, a predicted model, not a curated record